GGAUCUCUCAUCCAACCGGUUGGAGGGCGACAAAGUGCUGCCCAACAUAACCCUGCCCGCCUUGCAAUUCUUGAAUCUCUCAAACAACAAAAUGGAUGGAAGUCUACCCGAAUCCCUCACAACCAUGACUAACCUUGUCAGCCUGAAUCUUGCCAGCAACAGCCUGAGUGGCAGCUUCCCUGAAUCUCUCACAACCAUGACUAACCUGGCUAACCUAAACCUCGCUCUCAAUUUUAUGGAAGGAACCAUUCCCUCAGCCCUGGGAACGUUGCACAAACUCUCAUUUUU
This is a messenger RNA of Closterium sp. Naga37s-1, 288 nucleotides long. The record is from the annotation of a GenBank genome assembly. Lineage: Eukaryota; Viridiplantae; Streptophyta; Zygnematophyceae; Desmidiales; Closteriaceae.